This is a messenger RNA of Echinostoma caproni, 1014 nucleotides long. NCBI's taxonomy places the organism in Eukaryota, Metazoa, Platyhelminthes, Trematoda, Plagiorchiida, Echinostomatidae. The record is from the annotation of a GenBank genome assembly.
AUGAGCUCGGAAUUACUGGAGUCCUCUUCCCACUCUCGACGCCCGAAGGAUUCGUCUUUUUUCCAACAAAGACUUCCUGCUUGGCAGCCUAUGUUUACAGCAAAAAAAUCUGCGGCCACAUUCAUUGUACUGGGUAUUGUUUUUAUUCCAAUAGGCGUCGUUUUGUUGGUUACUUCGAAUAACGUCACUGAAUACGUAGUUGAUUAUACUGACUGCACAAAUCCUGGGGGAAAUAAAACCUGUGCGGAACAGUUAAGCUUGAAUCUUCCAUGCGAAUGUGUAAUAACGGUAGAGAUUACCACGGAUAUUCCGGGACCGGUAUAUUUUUACUAUGGGUUAAAGAACUUCUACCAAAAUCACCGUCGUUACGGUCGUUCAAAAAGUGAUACCCAACUCCUAGGCCGAAAAGUGGAUCCCAGUAGUCUCUCAAGUUGCUCUCCCUACGCAUCAGUUACUACCGGUGAUACAACGAAAGCGAUUCUGCCCUGCGGUGCAAUUGCAAACAGCAUAUUCAAUGAUACAUUUUCGUUGAGCCUCAUAUCUCGAUCAGGAUCCACUACACCUGUUCCGGUGACCAACAAAGGAAUCGCUUGGCAAUCGGACAUAGACAGGAAAUAUGGCACUUUGACAAAUGAAACGGUUACCGAUACCGUUAAGCCACCGAACUGGAAUUUGACUGAACUUGAAAGGUCACCAGGGGCAUUCAAAACGGAUGAGGAGCUUAUGGUCUGGAUGCGUGUCGCCGCUUUGCCAAACUUCCGUAAGCUGCAUCGAAGGAUUCUGCAAGAGGGUGAUUUUUCCCGUGGCUUGCCGGCCGGCACCUACACGAUCAAUGUAGCAUAUAAUUUCCCGGUAACCGGAUUUGGGGGAAAGAAGUCGUUCAUCAUUGGAAACGUCAGCUGGUUGGGUGGGAAAAAUAACACGCUUGGGGUGACUUGUAUUGUGACCGGUGCAUUACAUUUGAUCCUCGGUAUCGCGUUUCUCGUGGUUCACAUCUACUCCAGCAGACGGUAA